GCUGAAUCGCCAUUACCAAAGUGGUUGUGUGAAGUGGAGGCGGUGUCGCAGUUCGUGUUCCCAAUUUUUUUUAGAAACGCAGUACUGAAAGCCCUUGCCGUUUGGAGCUUGCUUGCGUUCCACUCGCCUUUUCCUGUCACAGUGUACCGACGAUCAGUGAAAGCGAUCAGCCGGAUUUCCGGGCGCUGACAUCGUCAAUUGAGGAACAUUGCGUGAAUUGAGUUAUCGAUUUUGUGCAAAACACCCUUGCAGUGUUCAACCCCGUCUGUGUCGCCGUUCUGUCUCCGGGCUGAUAUUUAGACACAAUUGAAAGAAAAGACACCGCCACAUUCAAUACGCAGAAAAAAUAUAAAACUAGCGCAUAAUGCCCCAGGUGGAGGGCGGUUAUAUAUCAUUGGUCAAUGGGACCCAAAAUGUCUAUAAUGAAACGACUGAACCAACGGGGCCGCAAUCAGUCUUUGAUAGUGUCAAACGCGCCAUAGGGCAAGUAGUUGGUAGCAAUGGAGGUCAGGACGUUGCUCUUUUGCCUACGACGAAAACCUCACAGCCAGUCAUUGUCGGAUCAAGUAUUUAUUUCAGAGAUCGUGACAAGUUUGGUCUAAACAGUAAAAUGCCAUCAGCACCUACGCAAACUGCCGAGGAGGCACGAUUACUCGGCGCCAUGCCUGUCGACCCGAUGGAUGACAUUGAAUUGCGAUCAGUGCAAUUGCAAUUCCCGAACGCUCGGGGAUCGUUGGCGGACUCGUGCGAUCUUAGAAGAGUUCCAACAGACAAAGGUGACAUUUUAGUCGCAAUUCAGGGUGAUACAACGAAACCACCAAUUUUGACUUACCACGAUUUGGGAUUGAAUUAUGCCACAAGCUUCGCUGGAUUUUUCAAUUUUCCGGUGAUGAGAGGAAUUUUGGAACACUUUUGUGUUUACCACGUGACCGCUCCUGGACAAGAAGACGGUGCCCCAACGCUUCCCGAAGAUUAUAUAUACCCAACAAUGGACGAAUUGGCUUCUCAAAUCCAAUAUGUCCUUACACAUUUUGGAUUGAAAUCAGUCAUUGGCUUCGGAGUUGGUGCUGGUGCAAAUAUUAUGGCACGAUUUGCAUUGCACAAUCCUGAUAAAGUCGGAGCAUUGUGCCUUAUCAACUGCGUGUCUACAUCAUCAGGAUGGAUUGAAUGGGGUUAUCAGAGUUUCAAUGCCCGAUUUCUACGCACUAAAGGCAUGACUCAGAGUGUAGUAGAUUACUUGAUGUGGCAUCAUUUUGGCAGAAACCCAGACGAGCGAAACCACGACCUCGUGCAAAUGUACAAAACUCACUUCGAACGUGCUGUAAAUCCAACGAACUUGGCUAUGUUCAUCAACUCAUACAUACAUCGAAAUGACCUAAAUAUCGCCCGGACACCCUCCGGAUCACCUCAAACGUCAACAGCAACUCUUAAGAUGCCAGUAAUGAACAUUACAGGUGCUCUAUCGCCACACGUAGAUGACACAGUUACACUUAAUGGACGCCUAGAUCCGACCAACUCGACCUGGAUGAAGAUAUCAGAUUGCGCUAUGGUUUUGGAAGAGCAACCAGCCAAAUUGGCUGAAGCCUUCAGGCUGUUCCUUCAAGGCGAAGGAUAUGCUUACUGAAUACCCGCGAUUAAAAAAACGCUUUCUAUGUUUCUCCUGAUUCAAAUCACUACUUUACAUAGAAAAGCCCACGUCACCCACGAUGUCUUGAAUAUAUUGCAUAGUAUCAUUUUAAUUUGAGUUACUAUUGUUCAUUUGAUAGUAUUCUCGGCGUCGUGCAAAAGACAAAAGUUGCUCUCUAAGCUGAUUCAUAUUGCGAUAAUAACCGCAAGUUAGAUGUUCAAAAUAUGAGUAUGUUAUUCGUUCACACUGGAAAAUUUUUCUUUUUUUUUUUUUCUUUUAAAACUGUACAAAGAUAAACUAAAUGUACCAAGUUGGCGCUAACUUUCUUCUAAAUCAGUGAUACACUGGCAACUAUAUUUAAGCUGUUCUGUUAUAUCGCAGGGAAGUGAUUCUGUGCGUACAUGAUUGCUACUUAGGUGUGGUUUUUUUAACCGUUUCCAAUUGUCUCCAAUCACGAAAAUGUUUGACAAGCACAAACAUCUUGGAUUUCCAGAAUGCUGCUAUACAUAUUGUGUUUUAUUGUUGUAAUUCCACUUUCGAAAUUCUCGUUGGUUGAUUCGGAAAUAUUUCCAUUUCACUUCAUCGAUUACAUUACUACUAAGUGCAUAUUCUGUUUUUACAUCCUCUAUCACGGCACACAAGUCUAUAGCAAAGCACAUUCACAUUCAUAUGCGUCAGUUGGAAGCACUUUCUCAAAAUUAUAUCAUAACUGAAAACAUUUCGCUUCUACGUGUGAGGAUUUAAAAGGAGUUGUUCACCUAACUAUUAUCUCAACAAGUCUGAACACUAUAUUAAGCUGUUGCAGCAAUAGUUUACACAUUAGCUUCAACUGGAUACCAUUUGCAGGCGAACUUGAAAUAUUCGUUCACUAAUCAAUUUAAGAACUACAGAAACACUGCCAGCACUCACAAAAUCUAUAACGUGUAAAAUUCCACCCGAGAGUACAACACACAAAUCGAAUGUAUCCAUAAAAUGGCCGUUGUCAGUAGUAUCAUGCUGCUAGUCGCUUCUAAUGGUGGGGGUUCAUAUGUCCUGGUGGACAUUCCGCCUUUGCGAAAAGCCGACUUUGUUAGUGGCAACAUUCUGUAUAUAGUACACUUUCAUACUGAAUUGACUUUUGAGUUUGAAUACGAUUUUUGAGGCUGUUUACAUAACUUGGUACCAGCUUGGCUUUAAAUUUUUGUAUAAUAGAAAAUAGAGUAAAUAUAACCCAAGCAAAUUAUGAAUACAAAAUGACGAAUAUUGAAAAACUACUAUAUUUCGUGAAAAAAGAUUUUAGUAACUGAUCGAUGUUUAUAUAUACAUGUAUUAUGGUAUUAUAUACAAAUUGUCAUUAUAUUUACAAAAAAAUGGCGUCUAAAGCACAUUGGAAGCAUUAACAUAAUACAAGUUUUGUUAUACGAAAAUAUAGAGAAAUUCUACUAUUUUCCCUGUUUUAUACACAAAUUUUUAAUUAUAUAAAUUUGGCUAGUUGAUAUUUUACAUAUAUUUUACACCAACUAAUAGAAUAUUUAUUCGCUUAGUUAUUAAUUGGUAUAUUUGAAAAGAUAUAUUAUAAGAUAAGAAAUGGAAAGUAAAUGAUAAAUAUUUGAUUCUUGUUGCUUCAAAUAAAGACUAUAUAAUGAGAUUUAAAAAAAUUAA
Molecule: messenger RNA, 3268 nt
Organism: Hermetia illucens (black soldier fly)
Lineage: Eukaryota; Metazoa; Arthropoda; Insecta; Diptera; Stratiomyidae
Gene: MESK2
Product: protein NDRG3
Exons: 8
Coding region: 365-1624 (419 amino acids)
Biological process (GO): signal transduction
Cellular component (GO): cytoplasm
Source: RefSeq, a predicted model, not a curated record